UAAGAAAAGAAUGGUGGAGGGGGGAUGGAAGGUGGCUUCCUUCAACAUCAGGAUGAAGACGCAAGAGCCAGACCCAAAUGACAACUGGGAUUUCCGGAAAGAUGCCUUGCUGCAAGAACUGGUGAACAGCCAAGCUGCGAUCAUCGGACUGCAGGAGGUGAAACCUGAGCAGUUGGCCUUCCUGAAGUCGUCGUUGGCAGAGCAUGGCUUUUCAAGUGUGGGAGUUGGACGAGGUGCUAAUGGAGAUGAUGAAGCAAGUCCCAUUUUCUACAAAUCGGCUGAGUUCCAAUUGGUGAGAGAAGGGCAGAGAUGGCUGUCGGCAAGCCCUGCUAUACCUGGUUCGCGUUUGGAGGGAGCAGGCUGUCCACGCGUCGUGACACAGGCACUUCUAAAAUGUUGCCACAGUGGCAAGGAGAUCUUCGUGUUUUGCACCCAUUUGGAUCACCGUGGAAUGCUAGAAGCGGCACGGCCGUUCUCAGCUGGGCUGCAGAUCCAGGCAGCACAAGGAGAGAUCCUUUUGAAGGAAGUUGAGGCAUUUUGUGAUGCCGAUGAUGCGGAUGCCGAUGUUCCACGGCUGGUACUGGGAGAUUUCAAUUCAUGGCCAGGUGCUGGGGCACAUCCGGUGUUAUUGCGACAUGGGUACCAUGAAGCAUCACAGAGAGCAUCAGCUCAGGCAACUUUUGUUGGCUUUGGUUCAGGUUCUUGGCUGGCACGUUUUCGGGAGUGGAUGUACAAAGUGCAGAUUGAUUACAUUUUUGGGACUAAAAACUUGGAAUUGAAAGGAUACAGCGUACAUCACAAUACCUACAAGGCACAUGAUGGGAGGUCUCGCAACUUGAGUGACCACUGUAUGAUCAGUGCUCAAGUCAGAAUGACAAGAGCAGAAACUUGAAAGCGCAGAUUACAAGGCGCAGUCGAUGCAGCCAUGAUUAGCACAGCUUGGCCAGCGGCAUUACGUUUGCGAUUAUGUUUGCAAUGCCUUCGUGUACGUGGCUGUGACCAUGCAUGACUCCAACCUACUGAUCUUUGGUCAAUGUGGCUUAUUAUUGCCAGCAUUUACCAGCCCUUGGUGAUGACCCCAGCGCCACGCAGCUUCCCGGCCGAACGUGAACCUUUCCUGAAGAUUCUGAAGAUCCUGCAGCCGGAGGAAAA
Cladocopium goreaui is the source of this 1152-nucleotide messenger RNA. NCBI's taxonomy places the organism in Eukaryota, Dinophyceae, Suessiales, Symbiodiniaceae. The record is from the annotation of a GenBank genome assembly.